UUGGUAGGUGAGACUAGAAAAUAACCAAUAUAAACCCAUUUCAUUUGACCCUCUUUAUUCUUCACUAUCCUAUCUUCUCUGUUUUUCCUCUGUUUUCAUCUCAACUUAAGCUCAAUAAUGGGAUCAAGCUCCGACCCGACAACCCAAAUGGGUGAAGACGAGGCAUGCUCAUUCGCCAUGACGAUUACAAGCGGGUCGGUCCCACCCAUGGUUUUAAAAGCAGUGAUUGAGCUUGAUGUGCUUGAAAUCAUCAAGCGGGCUGGGCCGGGUGCCCAUCUAUCACCUGCUGAGAUUGCAGCCCAAUUACCCACCAAGAAUCCGGAUGCUGCAACCAUGCUGGAUCGGAUGCUUAGGCUUUUAGCUAGCUAUUCUAUCCUGUCUUACUCACUUCAGACCCGGCCUGAUGGGCGGGUUGAAAGGCUAUAUGGACUUGCCCCGGUUUCCCAGUUCUUGACCAAGAAUGAUGAUGGUGUUACUUUGAGUGCUCUUGCCCUUAUGAACCAGGAUAAGGUUCUUAUGGAAAGCUGGUACCACUUAAAAGAUGCAGUUCUUGAUGGAGGAAUUCCAUUUAACAAAGCCUAUGGCAUGACUGCAUUUGAUUACCAUGGAACAGAUCCUAGAUUCAACAAAAUUUUCAACAAUGGAAUGUCCAACCACUCAACUAUUACAAUGAAGAGAAUCCUUGACACAUACAAAGGUUUUGAAGGUUUAUCAACUUUGGUUGAUGUUGGAGGUGGCAUUGGUGCUACUCUUAACAUGAUUAUCUCUAAACAACCUACAAUUAAGGGCAUCAACUUUGACUUACCUCAUGUUAUUGAAGAUGCACCAACUUUUCAUGGAGUGGAGCACGUUGGAGGAGACAUGUUUGUUAGCAUACCAAAAGGGGAUGCUAUGUUCAUGAAGUGGAUUUGCCAUGAUUGGAGUGACGAGCAUUGCCUUAAGUUCUUGAAAAAUUGCUACGCUUCCUUGCCCGACCACGGCAAAGUGAUUGUGUGCGAGUACAUACUCCCAGUGGCACCGGAAACCAACCAUGCGGCGAGGACAGUGUUCCAUGUCGAUGCCAUAAUGUUGGCUCACAACCCAGGCGGUAAAGAAAGGACUGAGCAAGAAUUUGAGGGUUUGGCCAAAGGAGCCGGAUUUGAAGGCUUUAGAGUUGCAUGCUCAGCUUAUGAUACUAAGGUCAUGGAAUUUUUGAAAAAGAUUGCUAAUUAGGUAUUAUAUAUCAUAAAAUUUUACCACCUUUAUGUUUGUGGCCUUAUGAUAUUGUAUACACAUGAUUGUAAUCAUCUUCUUAGAAGAUGGCUUUCUAUUUUACAUAAUAAUAAAAUUAUGUUCUAAUUAAGCUUGCGUUUUAGUUGAUAAACAAUCAAAACCUUUGUAUCAGUAAUAGUUGUAUUAACAAGUAUUAGUAUAGUAAUUACUAGUAUAGUACUGCUAUUACUAUAA
Messenger RNA from Amaranthus tricolor (Joseph's coat), 1446 nucleotides. RefSeq names its product caffeic acid 3-O-methyltransferase. The record is from RefSeq and is a predicted model, not a curated record. Gene Ontology annotation, molecular function: O-methyltransferase activity; S-adenosylmethionine-dependent methyltransferase activity; protein dimerization activity. Gene Ontology annotation, biological process: methylation. Bases 118 to 1212 code for a protein of 364 amino acids. The transcript is spliced from 4 exons. NCBI's taxonomy places the organism in Eukaryota, Viridiplantae, Streptophyta, Magnoliopsida, Caryophyllales, Amaranthaceae.